This is a messenger RNA of Raphanus sativus (radish), 1545 nucleotides long. RefSeq lists its product as uncharacterized. NCBI's taxonomy places the organism in Eukaryota, Viridiplantae, Streptophyta, Magnoliopsida, Brassicales, Brassicaceae. The record is from RefSeq and is a predicted model, not a curated record. The transcript has a single exon. The coding region runs from base 1 to 1545 and encodes 514 amino acids.
AUGUCGAACGCGAUGGAUAAAGCGAUGAUGGCUUUAUCUUUAAAUGAGGAAGAUGCACAGUUUGAGAUGUCCAAUCUCCCCCAGUUUCGAUCUUCGGAGAGGAACGUUCGGAGUCUGAUUGGGCGAAUUCUCAAUCCAGAUUGUCAGAAGAUGUCAAGAUUAAUUCAUGAGAUGCCCAGGAAGUGGCAGAAGGAAGGAAGGGUUCGAGGUGUGGCGCUAUCGCAAGAGAGAUUUCAAUUUUUCUUCGACAAAGAACAGGAUUUGCUCGAUGUCUUAGAGAAGGGAGUUCAUAUUUCUAAUGAAUGGGCGCUCGCGAUUGAACGGUGGGUAGAAAAUCCGCCAGCGGAUUAUCUGCAGUUCAUCAAUAUCUGGGUUCAGAUACGAGAUAUCCCUGUGAACUAUUACACCGAGAAGGCGAUUACAGCGCUAGGGGAAAAGUGUCUCGGGGAAGUUAAAGUGGUGGCUUUCGAUCCUGAUAGGCCACAGAUACAUGACUAUGUGAGAGUCUUGGUGAGGUUUGAUGUAUCUCGUCCUCUGAGGAAGACUAAGGUGAUCAAUCUACCGGAAGGAGGAACUGCUACGGUUCGCUUUAACUAUGAAAGAAUUCAAAAACGGUGCUAUGAGUGUCAGAGAUUGAAUCAUGCAAAGGAGGUGUGUCCUAUACUUGUGAGACAGCGAAGAGAGUCAGCACUAGAAAGAAGGCCGAAGAUUCUUAAGGAGAAAGCUGAUGCGGAGAGACUUCUACAGCCUCAAGAUCCUUUAUAUGGUGUCCUCUCUGAAGCUCAAGUAGGGAUUGACCCUCAGACAGGAAGGAGAAGGAUAUCGGAAGAAGUGUUGGAAGAAAUGCGCAGGUAUCUUUUGAUGGCUACUGAGGAGGAUCGCUUGGUUAGAAUUGAUCGCAUUCAAUCAUCAAUUGCGGAGACAGAGAAGGAUCCUAUGCUCCAAAAAACGGUGUUGCGUUUAGAAGCUCCUCCAGUGUUUACCAAGGACAUUGAGAAAGGGAAAGGUAGAAUUUUUGACUUUGAUCUGAAUGAAGCGGCAGCAUCUCGGUAUCAUGGGAAAGGAGGUCAGGGAGAAGGGAAGCUCAUGGCUUCAGCUUUUAGAGCCUUCAGAAGCGAGGAGCGAGCUGGCCCCGUGGAGAGAGUGAACGUUGAUCAAAGGCUCAGCAAUCAAGAUGCAAAUAAUUGGAAGAUGGCGAAGACGUGGUCAAGUACAGCAUCAGAUAGAGCAGAGCCGCUUAAAAGAUGCAGGUCUUUAGGUGACAAAAGAAAUCCAACGGAACAUGGUUUUGAAUUCUCUUCUUCACUACCAUCCGGGAUUUGCAGGAAGCAGACAAAACCUAGAAGAAGACCUCAUAUCCGUAAAAGGCAAGCAUCUAAGGCGAAAGGAUCUAGUGCUCUUCAGGACCUCUAUGGCAAGGAGGGCAGUGGCUCAGGUGUGGGGUCCAAGCGAAAAGGACAGGAAGCAGCAGUAGAUACUCAGAUAGCAGGGAAGAUGAAGGUAGCAAGGGUGAUCCCGCAUGAGGGAUCGCCGCGAUCCCAAUGA